Messenger RNA from Macrosteles quadrilineatus (aster leafhopper), 867 nucleotides. RefSeq names its product trypsin-1-like. Bases 1 to 867 code for a protein of 288 amino acids. Gene Ontology annotation, biological process: proteolysis. The record is from RefSeq and is a predicted model, not a curated record. Gene Ontology annotation, molecular function: serine-type endopeptidase activity. Lineage: Eukaryota; Metazoa; Arthropoda; Insecta; Hemiptera; Cicadellidae. The transcript is spliced from 5 exons.
AUGUUACAUGACUUGGCCUUGGCCCGGACUCGAACUGGUGACCUACCGUGCUAUGCGGGCAAGGCCAGGGUUACUCAGUGCAGCAUGCAAGGGCAGUGCAUCGACGUGGACUGCUGGCCCUCAGUCCGGUUGAGACGAGAAGGUCGGAUAGUCGGGGGUGAGACUGCAACCAAGGGGGAGUUUCCGUGGUUGGUAUCUCUGACGAAAAAUGGCGGCCACUUCUGUGGAGGCACCUUAGUCAACAAACACUGGGUGUUGACUGCAGCACAUUGUCUGUGCAGUGGAACAGAUACUCUCGGCACCACGGGCCUGCGUGUGACUCUAAGCCAACACAACCUCCUGCAGGGCGGCGACCUCAGGCUGCCCGUGACCAAGGUCAUCCUCCACCCGGACUUCCGCUGUGCCAGCUACGACAGCGACCUAGCACUGUUGCGGCUGGGGGCUGCGGCUCCGUGGUCCUCUGGGGUGCUGCCUGCGUGCUUCUCUGACCCCACGGCGGAGGAAGCGACAGUAGCUGGGUGGGGGUGGACGGAGGAAAACUCUUCCAAGGGUAAGCGAGCCAACGUGCUGCGGAAGGUGCGGCUGUCCAUAGUAGACAACAUGCUGUGCCAGGAGUGGUAUCUGUCACAGGGUAAAGCGUUGAGGGUGCAAGACUCACAGCUAUGCGCGGGAGUAGAGGCAGGGGGCAAGGAUGCGUGCUGGGCGGACAGUGGAGGACCAUUAAUGGUGGGGGAGGAAGGAGAGAUGGCUGUUGUAGGGGUAGUAUCCACAGGGGUAGGUUGUGCUAGACCUAGACUACCAGGACUGUACACCAGAGUGGCGACGUUCCUGAAGUGGAUGAACUCUACCAUGGUAGAAAACAGCUGA